AUGGCUGCGACUUGGAAAAUAUUUCCGUCAGUUUGUAACUUCAACGCAAGAGCAAAGCCGCAAAACCCAAAAGCAAAGUCGCAAAACCCAGCUCUGCAUUUGGCCUCAAUUCUGAAGAAAGCAACAUCCUUUAAACGCAACCAAGCAGCGAGACCAAAUCACAGCAGCACCCACAAGUCACAAGUCAAUUGGCAAGUAGGAAAGAUAGAGAAAAGCCCAAUUUUAUCUACAAAGGAAAUGGUUCAAAUAUUAGAGCGGGAGGACACCCACAAAGCUCUAGAAAUAUUCAAGUGGGCCGAGGGACAUGGACCUUACAAACAUGAUCUUUAUACCUACAGAGUCAUGAUUCAGAAACUACUUUCUGUAAAGAGGUAUGAAGAAGCAGAAAACAUGCUCAAUGAGAUGACGGCAAAGGAUUUCCGAUGCAAAGAGCCGAGUGUGUUCAAUAGCUUAAUCAGGAGCUUUAGCGAGGCAUCAAUGAUGGAAGCAGCUUUCAAGGUUUAUGAUCGGAUGCAUGAUUUUUGUGAGCCCAAUGUUGAUACGUUUAAUGCUCUUCUGAAUGCACUGGUGCAAAACAAUAGUUUUGAAAUAGCUAUUUCGUUCUUUAAUAAAUUGGUCUGUGCCAACGUUCCUGCCUCUGUUACGACUUUCAAUAUUGCCAUGAAUGCACUUUGCAAGGCUCACAGGGUAGAGGAUGCUGUUGAGCUCUUGAGGCAAAUGCCUAAACAUCGUUACCUGCCCGAUACAUAUACUUACAAUACUCCAAUAAGAGGAUUUUGUGACAAAGGAAAUACCGAAGAAGCAGUUGAGUUACUCGUCGAGAUGACAAGUAAGAAAAUUAAUCCCACUGUUAGAACUUUGAAUACUUUGGUUCAUGGCUUUUGCAAGGCAGGAGAUCCCAAGAGAGCUUUGGAAAUAUGCAUUGAGUUUUUGACCACGGGUUCAUUUGCCAACGUUGUUACCUACACUUUGCUGAUAUGGGGCAUGGCCAAAGAGGGAUACAUUGACCAAGCUGUAGAAAUUGUACGCCAGAUGCCAGACAGGGGUUGCUCUCCAAAUGUGUUCUCGUAUUGCUCUCUCAUGGUCCGUUCCUACAAAUAUGGAAGGUUUUCUAAUGUUCAGAAUAUUUUCGAUGAAAUGAUGCAAACAUUCAGUUUCCCGGGGGUGGUCCCCUUCAAUAUAUUGAUGAAUAGCCUUUGUAAGGAAGGGAAGUUGGAAGAAGCAUCUAGGGUUUUGGAUAGAAUGGAUGACAAGGGAGUUCAUCCUAAUGCUAUUACUUACACAACAUUAAUUAGUGGAUACUGCAAAUCAGGUAAUAUAGAUAAGGCUAUGGAAUAUGUAAGCCGAACGAAGGCAGAGGGUUGUACCCCCAACAUCACAACUUACACUACCUUGAUACAUGCUAACUUUAAAAAGUGUGACUGGGGGGAGGCCGAGAAGAUUUUAAGCGAGAUGCUUAGGAGUGACUGCACACCUGAUCUUGUAACAUACAACGUCUUCAUAUAUGGUAUGUGUAAAGAAGGGAAACUGCAGAAAACUGCCAGGGUGGUUGAUGAGAUGUUGGACAAUGGUUUCCCUCCUGACGUUUUUACGUACAGCAUUGUGAUUCAUGCUUUGUGCAAGGGAGGCAAUAUGGAUGAGUUAUCAAACAUGAUACUUCUAGUGGCGGUUGUGGGAAGGGAUAAUUUUUGCGUCCAAGAAUGUUGCUCUAUGGUGAUUCCUUCAUCCUGUGGUAUCUUGCGACUGCAAAUGGUAGCAACGGCUGCGACUUGGAAAAUAUUUCCGUCAGUUUGUAACUUCAAAGCAAGAGCAAAGCCGCAAAACCCAAAAGCAAAGUCGCAAAACUCAGCUCUGCAUUUGGCCUCAAUUCUGAAGAAAACAGCAUCCUUGAAACGCAGCCAAGCAGCGAGACCAAAUCACAGGAGCACCCACAAGUCACAAGUCAAUUGGCGAGUAGGAAAGAUAGAGAAAAGCCCAGUUUUGUCUACAAAGGAAAUGGUUCAAAUAUUAGAGCGGGAGGACACCCACAAAGCUCUAGAAAUAUUCAAGUGGGCCGAGGGACAUGGACCUUACAAACAUGAUUUUUAUACCUACAGAGUCAUGCUUCAGAAACUGCUUUCUGUAAAGAGGUAUGAAGAAGCAGAAAACAUGCUCAAUGAGAUGACGGCAAAGGAUUUCCGAUGCAAAGAGUCGAGAGUGUUCAAUAGCUUAAUCAGGAGCUUUAGCGAGGCAUCAAUGAUGGAAGCAGCUUUCAAGGUUUAUGAUCGGAUGCAUGAUUUUUGUGAGCCCAAUGUUGAUACGUUUAAUGCUCUUCUGAAUGCACUGGUGCAAAACAAUAGUUUUGAAACAGCUAUUUCGUUCUUUAAUAAAUUGGUCUGUGCCAAAGUUCCUGUCUCUGUUACGACUUUCAAUAUUGCCAUGAAUGCACUUUGCAAGGCUCAUAGGGUAGAGGAUGCUGUUGAGCUCUUGAGGCAAAUGCUUGAACAUCGUUACCUGCCCGAUACAUAUACUUACAAUACCCUAAUAAGAGGAUUUUGUGACAAAGGAAAUACCGAAGAAGCAGUUGAGUUACUUGUCGAGAUGACAAGUAAGAAAAUUAAUCCCACUGUUAGAACUUUGAAUACUUUGGUUCAUGGCUUUUGCAAGGCAGGAGAUCCCAAGAGAGCUUUGGAAAUAUGCAAUGAGUUUUUGACCACAGGUUCAUUUGCCAACGUUGUUACCUACACUUUGCUGAUAUGGGGUAUGGCCAAAGAGGGAUACAUUGACCAAGCUGUAGAAAUUGUACGCCAGAUGCCAGACAGGGGUUGCUCUCCAAAUGUGUUCUCGUAUUGCUCUCUCAUGGCCGGUUCCUGCAAAUAUGGAAGGUUUUCUUGUGUUCAGAAUAUUUUCGAUGAAAUGAUGCAAACAUUCAGUUUCCCGGGGGUGGUCCCCUUCAAUAUAUUGAUGAAUAGCCUUUGUAAGGAAGGGAAGUUGGAAGAAGCAUCUAGGGUUUUGGAUAGAAUGGAUGACAAGGGAGUUCGUCCUAAUGCUAUUACUUAUACAACAUUAAUUAGUGGAUACUGCAAAUCGGGUAAUAUAGAUAAGGCUAUGGAAUAUGUAAACCGAAUGAAGGCAGAGGGUUGUACCCCCAACAUCACAACUUACACUACCUUGAUACAUGCUAACUUUAAAAAGUGUGACUGGGGGGAGGCCGAGAAGAUUUUAAGCGAGAUGCUUAGGAGUGACUGCACACCUGAUCUUGUAACAUACAACGUCUUCAUAUAUGGUAUGUGUAAGGAAGGGAAACUGCAGAAAACUGCCAGGGUGGUUGAUGAGAUGUUGGACAAUGGUUUCCCUCCUGACGUUUUUACGUACAGCACUGUGAUUCAUGCUUUGUGCAAGGGAGGCAAACUAGAUCAGGCUAGAAUGAUACUGAAAGAGAUGGAAAUGGAAGGGUCUUUUCCAAAUGUUGUUACGUACACAUCCAUGAUAUAUGGGUAUGGAAAGCAGGGUAAGUUCCAUGAAGCCAUUAAGGUGCUUGAAGAAAUGCGCUCAAAGCAUUGUGUUCCUGAUUUAGUCACAUUGAGCACAUUGAGUAAUGCUUUUGGUGGUGAAUUCAGUGUUGAGCUGUGAUAUGAGUUCAUAAAAGACCGGUAUGAUGUUUAAAUUGGUGGCAAUUUUUCACAAAUGAUUGGAUACUAAUUCUUUUAUUUCAAGGUUUGUGUUGGAUUGGCCCUCUGGAUAUACCGCUUGAGAUAUAAAAAAAUCCUAAAUGACGUGCAAGAAGUUGAGCAGCUCAAUUAAUUUACUGAAGGUGUUUUUAUCAACUUCUUUUCCAAGGAAUGUAGUUUGCACAAGUCCAUGAUGCAGUUAUUGGCAAAAAAUGUUUUUUUAUUCUACUAUUAUAAUAAGAGUGCAGAAAUAUAUGGGAGACGCAAUGAUUUUGCUUAAUUUUGUAAUAUAAGAGGUAAAAUUACAGAGUUUAAUGAUAAGUUACCAGGUUGCAUUAUUGAUACAUGCAACAAGGUCGAGGCUCCAAAAACCAUGGAUAUUUGCUUCUUUACGACUUUGACUCAGAAAUCUCCUCUGAAUGUCUGAGACAAGCUAAGCAAUGAAUAUCUGGGAUCAGAUUUGAAGCAUGACACGCCCUCCGGCUCCACAUGAAACGCUUUUGACCCGGAGCUAUGAACCUGUGAGGCCGCAAACGGGGGACCUCAUUCCCACACUUCACUUGUUCAAUCCCGCGAGCACAACGGCCUAGCGAAGACACAAGGCCUGCGAGCACAAUGGCCCAGCAGGGAUCUGAACCUUGGUGGCCGCUUCACCAACAAAGUGUUUUAACCGCGACACUACAUGUCUGAAGACUGGUCUGUACUUCCUUAAAUCUCAGCAUUAAUCUUAUUUUAUUGGCAGCAUAUGGAGAUCACAUAAUAAAAAGAAGACUUUAUGGGCCUCAGUGGCAGCCCACAAGAAAAGCUGAUUGCAGCUUCUUUUUAUCUAAAGUUUUAAUAUUGUAUGUACAGUAAGGGGGAACAGAGUUGUAAUAGAGGUGACUCACUUUCUGCUGAAUGAAAACUAUAUGGUUUAUAAUACCUGCUUCCGUACUGCAGCUUGCUGUACAUGUUCUAUUUGAGUGAUAGACAAAUCUGAUUGGCUUAGGAUUUAAAUAAAGGAAAGAGAUCGUACAGCUGGUUGAAAAGGUAAUUUUAUCUCUGCUGUUUUGUUCCAGGCAUACUUCUGAUUUUUUCCA
Messenger RNA from Cryptomeria japonica (Japanese cedar), 4729 nucleotides. Its product is annotated as pentatricopeptide repeat-containing protein At5g65560-like. Lineage: Eukaryota; Viridiplantae; Streptophyta; Pinopsida; Cupressales; Cupressaceae. Bases 1 to 3612 code for a protein of 1203 amino acids. The transcript is spliced from 3 exons. The record is from RefSeq and is a predicted model, not a curated record. Gene Ontology annotation, molecular function: protein binding.